UUGUAUGGCAGGGUUCCCUUGAGUUUAUUCUCUCGGAGAUGAGCUACGGUCGACCUCCUCCAGACGUAGAAGGCAUGACCUCCCUUAAAGUUGAUAACCUUACUUACCGAACGUCUCCCGAGACUCUCCGCCGCGUGUUCGAGAAGUACGGGCGGGUGGGCGAUGUCUACAUCCCUCGCGACUGAUACACCAAGGAGAGCCGCGGCUUCACUUUCGUCCGUUUCCACGACAAGCGGGAUGCCGAGGACGCGAGGGACGCCAUGGACGGGGCCGUGCUGUACGGCAGAGAGCUGAGGGUACAGAUGGCACUGUACGGCCGCCCUCCAGACUCCCACCACGGCCGCAGGGGCCCACCACCUCGGAGAUUCGGGGACUAUGGCCGCAGGAGUCGAAGCCCACGAAGAAGACGUCGAAGCCGCUCUAGAAGCAAGAGCAGAUCGCGAUCACGCAGCAGAUCUCGUUACAGCAGGUCAAAAUCCCGCUCACGAACCAGGUCUAGAACACGCUCCAGUUCAAAGUCUCGCUCUGCUCGGAGAUCAAAGUCCAAGUCAUCGUCCGUCUCUAGGUCCCGGUCUCGUUCUCGUUCAAGAUCCAGGACAACACCCCCUGUGACAAAGCAGUCAAAGUCCAGAUCAAGAUCUCCAAGUCCCCCAAAGUCUCCAGAAGAAGAGGGAGCAGUGUCUUCGUAGGAUAAGUGUCUUCACAAAGAAAGCCACGCAGGAAGUCAGAGGUGUUCUUUAAUCCUUCAGUCUAAAGGAACAAUCCGUGGAGUAAGCAACAGCUACCGAAAAGGUGGUUAUUUGUAUGAUUUUUGGUUUUUCCUCCCUGUUUAAUUUUGCCUGUUUAAGUUGAGCCCUAUGUGGCAGACUUCACAUUUUGUGCCAUUUUUUUGUUGCUGUUAUUCCAAUUUUUUGUAAUUUAGUGAACGCCUACAGAUUUCAUUAUUGGCUUGGAUAUUUGAGGUAACACGUUUCUGUUAAUAAAUUGUAUCGUUUAAAACCCAAAGGGUUGAGAAGGUAUGUCUAUACUUCACUGAACUGUAGUUGCUUGUGUUUGGACACUACUCAUCAAAGCAUUGUUUAAACCAGUGACCUAUUUUUACAAAUGUUAAAUUUCUUGUAUGUAACUACAUUUUAGUAUCUGAACCCAAAAUAUGUAUGUACAUGUAACUGUUUCAAGGGAGUGUUUUUAUUUGACUACAACUCUAAUCUCUUCUCUUGUGUAUUUUUGUGCACUAGGCGCAGUUGUGUAGCAGUUGAGUUAUGCUGGUUAGCUGUUAAGGUGGCGUGUUGCAGUGCAGAGUGCUUGGCUGUUUCCUGUUUUCUCCCGAUUGCUCCUGUGUAACGCUGCCUUGUCGUGCAGAAAAACAAAUGGCUGCCCAGUUUGUUAGAAUGCCUGACAACUGCACUUCCAGUCGCCCCGGUCUUGCAUAUAAAUAAUGGAGCAUACAGUGAGCACAUCUAGCUGAUGAUAAACACCUUUUUUUCAGAAUCUGGUAAACCUGAGUUUCAAAUGUAACAUCAGUGUCAUUCCAAUGUAUGUGUUUGCAUCUUUUUGGCUUUAACAUUCUGUACUAUAACCACUGUAGUUAAUAAACUUUUU
Molecule: messenger RNA, 1602 nt
Organism: Pelobates cultripes (western spadefoot toad)
Lineage: Eukaryota; Metazoa; Chordata; Amphibia; Anura; Pelobatidae
Source: the annotation of a GenBank genome assembly